Argentina anserina (silverweed cinquefoil) is the source of this 486-nucleotide messenger RNA. RefSeq names its product class I heat shock protein-like. The coding region runs from base 39 to 473 and encodes 144 amino acids. Lineage: Eukaryota; Viridiplantae; Streptophyta; Magnoliopsida; Rosales; Rosaceae. The transcript has a single exon. Gene Ontology annotation, biological process: response to heat; protein folding; response to hydrogen peroxide. The record is from RefSeq and is a predicted model, not a curated record.
UUAGCUAUUCGUCUUCACAUAUACUCUAAUCCCCAAACAUGUCAUCACUCAUUUCCCGACUCUUUGGAGAUGAAAGAUUGGAUCCCUUCCUUUCUGUGAUCAACCAGUGUCCGGUACUCAACACCCCAACUGAUUGGAAGGAGACCCCGAAAGCUUACGUUCUGGUCUCCGACCUGCCGGGGCUGAAGAAAGAGGAGGUGAAGGUGGAGGUUGACGACGGCAGAGUGCUCCAAAUAAGUGGCGAGAGGAAAGUGGAAGAUGAUAACGGUAGUGCUGGUAAGAAUGAUACUGAAUAUAAGUGGCACCGUGUUGAACGUUAUCGCGGCAAGUUCCUUAGGAGGUUUAAGUUACCGGAAAAUUCCAAGAUAGAUGAGAUUCAGGCGUCCAUGGAGAACGGAGUGCUUACUGUCACUAUUCCCAAGCAGGAGGUUCCAAAACCUCAAAUGAAAGUCGUUGAGAUUGAAGCUCAUUAACUAAUUGAAGGUG